CCAAGUUUUUUAGUAUGCCCAGACUUUAUGACCGAACGGUAUAGAGUCAGCUGCACCAGCAUGGUCAAUGCCAAUGUCACGGAAGCUCAAGCAGCAGAGACUCUCCGCAACAUCUGGAUAACGACCAACGAAGAUUUGUGUCUACAAUGGCAUCAACAAGUCGUAGAAGAUGAACAUUUGAAUGCUGAGAGGCGCCGCUUAGCUGAAGAAGAAGCAGAGUGGCAGAAGGCUGUACUUGAACUUGAGGAAGCCACAAUGAGAGCAGACGAGAGAAAGAAAAAUUUUUCCAAGUUCGCCUUGAGAAAGUUGGACAAGGGUCAUUAUGUCGAACUAUACUAUUGGACCAAUCACGGUCUCAAGGAUGCAAUGAUCAAUUAUUGCACCCGAGAUGACAACAGUAUGGUACCUACCAAGGGCGAGGAUGGUUCCACAGUCUGGAUCAACGCGGCGUCAUCAAAACCCGCCUCAAGAGUCAUUCCAGAUCGUAACCUAGCACCAGCUGAUUUCUCUCAAGCGGUACCACACAUAGUAGCAGCGCUAGAAGAUCGAGAUUGGGCUCAGCAAAGAGUUUUAAUGUUAGCGCAGUUUUGGGGAGCUAUCAUGGUUCAUCGCUAUUGGAACUCCCGCGAUAUGUUGGCUCAGAAGGCCAUUCUCUUGUUCCAA
Messenger RNA from Suillus subaureus, 663 nucleotides. RefSeq lists its product as uncharacterized. The transcript has 2 exons. NCBI's taxonomy places the organism in Eukaryota, Fungi, Basidiomycota, Agaricomycetes, Boletales, Suillaceae. The annotation marks the transcript as partial. The record is from RefSeq and is a predicted model, not a curated record.